AUGGAGGAAGAUGAAGCCUGUUUAUUUGGUGAUGUUGUGUUGACUUCUUUUUGCCCGAGGAUUCUUGUUGUAUCCACCCCAAAUUACGAGUAUAAUGUCAUACUCCAGAAAUCUGCUCUGCAAAGCCAAGAGGAGGAUCCAGACGAGAAAAACCAAUCACAAUCUUGUAAAUUCCGCAAUCAUGACCACAAAUUCGAGUGGACUCGGGAGCAGUUUGGCUGCUGGGCAUCUGACUUAGCUACAAGGCACAACUAUACUGUUGAAUUCAGCGGAGUCGGUGGAGUUGUUGAUGUGGAACCCGGGUUUGCCUCACAGAUUGCUGUUUUUAGGAGGGUUGAUACAACUCUGAAGAAUGCAGAUUCAACCCAUAAUUACGAAGUUUUAUGGGAGUGGAGUCAAUCUAACAUGUAA
Messenger RNA from Ilex paraguariensis (yerba mate), 411 nucleotides. The record is from the annotation of a GenBank genome assembly. Lineage: Eukaryota; Viridiplantae; Streptophyta; Magnoliopsida; Aquifoliales; Aquifoliaceae.